Trichoplusia ni (cabbage looper) is the source of this 8676-nucleotide messenger RNA. Its product is annotated as signal-induced proliferation-associated 1-like protein 3. Gene Ontology annotation, molecular function: protein binding; GTPase activator activity. NCBI's taxonomy places the organism in Eukaryota, Metazoa, Arthropoda, Insecta, Lepidoptera, Noctuidae. Gene Ontology annotation, cellular component: cytoplasm. The transcript is spliced from 16 exons. Gene Ontology annotation, biological process: activation of GTPase activity; regulation of small GTPase mediated signal transduction. The record is from RefSeq and is a predicted model, not a curated record. The coding region runs from base 381 to 5423 and encodes 1680 amino acids.
UCUGUGGAAAAUUUGUUGUCUGUCACAGGUUAACAAGUUAGGUUUAGUAUCUAUGGUUUUUUUAUGUGGAUGAUUGACUUACAUACAACUCCUCAAAUUUUGCAAAAUUAUUCAUUUAUAUUUACUUAGUGUUUAACAUUUGUGUUCCAAGUGAAUAUGUAGCAGUUACAUAAUAUAGUAUUACUAAUAUUCUAUUUCAUUUACGCACUUCUGUGUGAUUAUGUGUAAAUUUAACUCAUUUUGUCAUUUGGUCUUACUUUUCGUCCAAAUUGCAUAUUUUACCAAUCCAUAAAAAAUAUUUGCCUCAGUGAUCCAUCGUAUCAGUUAUUUCAGUUAUUUGAUAAACAGCAAUGCAGUAAGUGAUUUAGAAAAAUAAUGCCAUGUACGCUCCAGAUAAUAGAAGAAAAGAAGCCAGAGAUGUUAUUUAUCGUAGCAAUUCAAGUCUUGACUUGAUAUAUGCCGAACAUCCUUCGGGAAAUGGAUUACGCCGCGAGUAUGGGAGCCAUGGUUCAAUCGACGUAAUUGGGGGCGCAAACGAUCGGUUGCCCGCGAUGGUUCAUAGCUACAGUGGUGUCUCAGCACCAGACAAGCCAGCAGGUCUCAGUCGUGCUGUUGACAGGAUCACCGACGGAAUUACCAGUGACCAUGCGGAUGGACCUCCACCAAGGUCGAGUGCUAGUCCUAAACCUCGACUUAAACUGAAUAAACUGUGGGGAGGAACUGCGCCUGCAUUAUCUCGUCCUUCUGAAGAUGGGAGCCCAUCAGCAAUACCUGAUGGAAAUAAAAGAAAGCAGUUUGCUCACUAUGACUGUCAAUCCUUAAUGGCCAAUUUGAGUUAUGCAGCUGAGAUCCGAGGAGCAUUACUGAGUAGACGUCGCAACACUACAACUGGAGCAUCUGCUGCAUCCUUGCUUGCGACCCGAGGCCUGCCACCAGGAGAUGACGCUGUACCAGACACUGGAGAUGGAAGAUCAAAUGAGUUAUUAGAAAGCUGUCCAUUUUUCAGAAAUGAAUUAGGAGGUGAAGAAGAGCGAUGUGUUUCAUUGUGUUGGAAGACCGCACGCGGCGCUAUACUCGGCCAGUCGGGGGGCUGGCACCGUCCCCGCGCUGCCUACGGUAUUUCAAUGCUAGAGUUCCCACCAGGACACACGCACUGGCGACAUGGCUGCCCAUUUGCAAGAUCUCUUUCUCCGUUCCCUAUCGAAAGCCAAGAUGGUGGAGCUUUGUACUACAGAAACUACUUCUACAAUCAACCUCAUCAAAACUGGUUUGGUAUGGACGAGAACCUCGGUCCAGUGGCGAUAUCUAUCAAGAAGGAGCGUGUCGAACUUCGCCGCGGCGGUGGCGACGCCUCAGCGCCGGCCUCGCAGCUGGCGUGGCAGUACCGCCUCAUCAUCCGCACAUCUGAACUCCUUACACUACGGGGAUCUGUUCUUGAAGAUGCUCUACUAGUGGCUAAACCAAGCAACAAUAGCGCAACUUAUAAUACUAAAGAAGUUUUAGAAUAUGUUGCACCUGAAUUACAAUUUGGUUGCUUAAGGCUUGGCAUAAACAAUGGUGGUGCAGAAGAACAGCUUUUACGACUGGACGAGCAAUGUGUAACAAGACACUUUAAAGUUGGAGUUAUGUACUGCAAAAGUGGGCAAUCAACUGAGGAAGAAAUGUAUAAUAAUCAAGAAGCUGGGCCUGCAUUUGUGGAAUUCCUUCAGAUGUUGGGCCAGACUGUCAGACUAAAAGACUUUGAUAAAUACAAGGCUGGGCUGGACAAUAGAACUGAUUCCACCGGACUCUACUCCGUAUUCACCACUUACCAAAACUGCGAUUUAAUGUUUCACGUCUCGACUAUGCUGCCUUAUACGCCAAAUAACAGACAACAGUUGUUGAGAAAGCGGCAUAUAGGCAACGAUAUUGUAACCAUUGUCUUCCAGGAACCCGGUGCGGCUCCGUUCACACCGCGGAACAUUCGUUCACAGUUCCAACACGUUUUUGUUGUAGUUAGAGCUAUAGAUCCAUGUACAGAGAAUACGCAUUAUAGUAUAGCUGUGAGUCGUGCUAAAGAAGUGCCUUUGUUCGGACCUCCGAUAAAAGAUGGUGCGAUUUACCCUAAGGGUGAAGCAUUCACUGAUCUACUAUUAAGUAAGGUAAUAAACGGCGAAAAUGCUGCAAUCCAAUCACCAAAGUUUAGUACAAUGGCGACGCGUACGCGUCAAGAGUACCUGAAAGAUUUAGCGAAGAAUUAUGUUACUGCUACCACUGUUGAGACUGGACAAAAGUUUUCUAUAUUCUCGUCACUGCUUAUGAAGAGCGGCAACAAUUCCGCUAAUAACACUUUAAUACCGCGAGUUGACAAUUGCACUAAUGACGUACUGGUUGGCGGUGCGCUGUGCUUUCACGUGCAAGUACAAGAUGAAGGGGCUGGUGGGUCUCUGUUGGAUUGCAUGAUGGGUAUAUCGGCUGACACUGUAGUUUUCGUUGAGGAUAGUACGCGGCAGAUUGUUCUUGUUAUACCAACAACCUAUCUGCUAGGCUGGGUGGUGAGCUCGGGCUGGACGCGCGUGUACUACCACCGCGGCGAGAGCGUGCGCGUGCGCGGCGCGGGCGCGGCGCUGCUGCGGCGCCUGGCCGCCGUCGCGCCGCCGCACGCGCGCGCGCUCGACGAGAUCACGCUCGAGAGGGGCGCGCAGCCGCAACUCGGUUUCCACGUCCAGCCGGACGGGCUAGUGACCCUGGUGGAGAGUACAGGCUGCGCGGCCCGCGCCGGCAUCAAGCGCGGCGCGCGCCUGCUGGAGGUGUGUCGCGCCGCCGUCGUCGCGCUACAUCACGAACAACUCGUCGACUUACUCAAGACGUCUGACCCCGUUACGGUGACAGUGACGUUCGCAUCGAGCUCGAAGUGCCAGUGCGAGGCGGGGCUGGAGGAGUGGGCCCCGCUGGCGCGCGCGGACGCGCAGCAGCCGGGCCGCCCGCGCCGCGCCUACGAGCGGGGACACUCGCCGCCGCGCUCCGACAGCUCCGGCUAUGGCACGGGCGGUUCCUGCCGCAGCGGACGCCGCUCUCCGCAGACGUCGCCGGCGCCCGAGGCAGCGCUGCGGCGACGCUCUCACGACGACGCCGCCUCGCCGCGACACGCGCGACAGAAGCGGGCCUCCGCCAACACAUCAUCUCUCACCGAAGACCUAAUCCGCAUGAUGGACGCGGAGCUGGGUGAGGGCGGGCGCGGCAGCAGGGAGGCGGGCGGGGGCGCGGCCGGCGUAACACAUGUCAUGUUACUGGGUGAGGGCGGGCGCGGCAGCAGGGAGGCGGGCGGGGGCGCGGCCGGCGCGGCGCCGCUGCCGCUGCCCGACGCGGGCGCGCUGGACUGGGCCGCGCUAGUACACACCGCCACCCGGGCCAUGCUGCAGGUAACACAUGUCAUGUUACUGGGUGAGGGCGGGCGCGGCAGCAGGGAGGCGGGCGGGGGCGCGGCCGGCGCGGCGCCGCUGCCGCUGCCCGACGCGGGCGCGCUGGACUGGGCCGCGCUAGUACACACCGCCACCCGGGCCAUGCUGCAGGUAACACAUGUCAUGUUACUGGGUGAGGGCGGGCGCGGCAGCAGGGAGGCGGGCGGGGGCGCGGCCGGCGCGGCGCCGCUGCCGCUGCCCGACGCGGGCGCGCUGGACUGGGCCGCGCUAGUACACACCGCCACCCGGGCCAUGCUGCAGGUAACACAUGUCAUGUUACUGGGUGAGGGCGGGCGCGGCAGCAGGGAGGCGGGCGGGGGCGCGGCCGGCGCGGCGCCGCUGCCGCUGCCCGACGCGGGCGCGCUGGACUGGGCCGCGCUAGUACACACCGCCACCCGGGCCAUGCUGCAGGUAACACAUGUCAUGUUACUGGGUGAGGGCGGGCGCGGCAGCAGGGAGGCGGGCGGGGGCGCGGCCGGCGCGGCGCCGCUGCCGCUGCCCGACGCGGGCGCGCUGGACUGGGCCGCGCUAGUACACACCGCCACCCGGGCCAUGCUGCAGGUAACACAUGUCAUGUUACUGGGUGAGGGCGGGCGCGGCAGCAGGGAGGCGGGCGGGGGCGCGGCCGGCGCGGCGCCGCUGCCGCUGCCCGACGCGGGCGCGCUGGACUGGGCCGCGCUAGUACACACCGCCACCCGGGCCAUGCUGCAGGUAACACAUGUCAUGUUACUGGGUGAGGGCGGGCGCGGCAGCAGGGAGGCGGGCGGGGGCGCGGCCGGCGCGGCGCCGCUGCCGCUGCCCGACGCGGGCGCGCUGGACUGGGCCGCGCUAGUACACACCGCCACCCGGGCCAUGCUGCAGGUAACACAUGUCAUGUUACUGGGUGAGGGCGGGCGCGGCAGCAGGGAGGCGGGCGGGGGCGCGGCCGGCGCGGCGCCGCUGCCGCUGCCCGACGCGGGCGCGCUGGACUGGGCCGCGCUAGUACACACCGCCACCCGGGCCAUGCUGCAGGUAACACAUGUCAUGUUACUGGGUGAGGGCGGGCGCGGCAGCAGGGAGGCGGGCGGGGGCGCGGCCGGCGCGGCGCCGCUGCCGCUGCCCGACGCGGGCGCGCUGGACUGGGCCGCGCUAGUACACACCGCCACCCGGGCCAUGCUGCAGGUAACACAUGUCAUGUUACUGGGUGAGGGCGGGCGCGGCAGCAGGGAGGCGGGCGGGGGCGCGGCCGGCGCGGCGCCGCUGCCGCUGCCCGACGCGGGCGCGCUGGACUGGGCCGCGCUAGUACACACCGCCACCCGGGCCAUGCUGCAGGUAACACAUGUCAUGUUACUGGGUGAGGGCGGGCGCGGCAGCAGGGAGGCGGGCGGGGGCGCGGCCGGCGCGGCGCCGCUGCCGCUGCCCGACGCGGGCGCGCUGGACUGGGCCGCGCUAGUACACACCGCCACCCGGGCCAUGCUGCAGGUAACACAUGUCAUGUUACUGGGUGAGGGCGGGCGCGGCAGCAGGGAGGCGGGCGGGGGCGCGGCCGGCGCGGCGCCGCUGCCGCUGCCCGACGCGGGCGCGCUGGACUGGGCCGCGCUAGUACACACCGCCACCCGGGCCAUGCUGCAGAUCUGUGAGGAGCACCAAUACCCAUCGAUGGACAACACCGACCCCUCAUUAGAAACAAUUGCCAACGAAACUAGCGCCGACUCCUGGAAUGACGUCUCCGUUACGUCCGAAGCGACUCCCAGCACGGUGAGUGCAGCUAGUACAGUGCCAGUAGCCAGUACAGUCGCGGCCAACUGUGCCUGCGGGCUGGGGGCGCGCGUGGCCGCGCUCGAAGCCGACGCCGCCGCCUCGCAGCGACACCGACAUCAACUUGAAGAGGAGGUACGACGCUUACGUCGUCAUAACGCUCGGCUUCGCGAGGAGUCGGCGCGGGCCGUGUGGCAACUGCGACACUUCACCCAGUGGCUCAAGAGAACGGUGGACCGACAGUGACCCAACACCAACCUGCCCAGUAAAACCAACUGUAUGCUAAAAUCAUUUUGUAUCUGAGGUAAGCUUUAACGUUGAAAACAACUUCCUAUUGAUUAAUUGUAGUAAAUGCAAAUGAGAUUGCCAUAAGGCAUGUAGAAAUUGUAUUUGUCUCUUAAGCCUCCGCCCAGUGGACGAAUUAGAUUAUAAACAUGACAUAUUGGAUAUAGAAGUAACAUCCCUAGCUUUAUUGUUUAAUCUACUCUAAAAACAAUGCACUUUAUUUAAUUAAGAGUGGUGAUGACACAACAACGUUACGAUACAACAAUUUGAGUAAUAGGUAUUUAAAUAUAGGUAUUGCGAUAAUAAUCGAAAGGAAAAUCAAAUAAAAACUUGUGUAUGAACUUGACCUGGCAAUGUAAAAUUUGAUGUGGCUAAAUCGUUGCCAUCCCCUCUAUACACAAUUUGCUUUAAAUAUUUGUUUUUUUUUCAAAUACGUAUCAAGCAGGAAUGAAAUACUUUAAUACGCAAAACUUACUCAUAAUAUGCUGUAAAAUUACUGAAAAAAUGUUACCGUGCAUAUAAGGCAUAAUUGAUUAUCGUAUUACGUUUAACACAGUGUAAAUGGUACUUAUCCUGCUUCGAUACGCUAUCAUUGCCUUAUUAAAAACAUUUACCUGUCAACCGAAAUAUUAAUUAGUCUGCAAUACCUAUUAAUUAAUUAAUUGAUUGUGAAAAUCGUAAAUGUAGGACUUUAUCAAAGCUUUAUGAUAUGGUAGCUAAAGUUUAUAAAAUUAUAGAAAACUAGAAAGUGAAAUGAUAGUUCAAUUAUAAAAUAGUUCUUAUGAAAUUAAUACUUUUAAUAGUAUAUCAAUUAAAAUGUUGCGACAUGCGCUGUCUUAUGAAUUUCGUGCCUUUCCUGGGCUUCUCACGAAGCGUUUGUUUUCGCGUAAGUUUUACGUAAUAUGUUGGCAUAAGUAUAAUUAUUAUAUUCGUAGAUUAGUUUGUUAUUACCUUAUAUAUUAUACGAAUCAUGGUUGACGUUAUUGUCUCAAUUAAAUUGACAUACUCUUGUUAUAAGUCUUUAUCUGUACAACUAUCUGUAUAAAUCAGGCAGUUUAUUAUAUUAACGUUUUAUGGUUAAUAUAUAUUAUUUAUUAUAUGUCAUAUACAAUAUUGUACUCUCUAGGAUUAAUUUAUUUAUCUACUACAAUAAUUUGUAUCGAUAAGAUUACGAGAUUACGAUUAAAUUAGGGAAACCCGAACUUGUAAGUGAACACCAAUUAUCUUAAGGACAAUAAACAACCAAAUGUUUAGUGGACUGAUAAUUUUAAUUGUUUUUUUUUAUAUCUGUUACUUUGAAGAAGCUAUGGUACACGUAUUUUGAUGGUAAUGUACGAUAAAAGUAAGUAUUCACGGCCCACUAACAUUUGGUAUGAUUAUUUUUGUGACGUAAGCUAUCCUAGUUACUUAGUGUGUAAACUUAAUUAUAAACAGACUUGAAACCUGCCAAAUAUUAAUACAAUAAGAGAAAAAAAAUGCGUUAGCACAAAUAGAACUCGUUAAAUAUUAAACUUAUACAAUGUUGACGCAAGUUGAACGUAGUUCAUAGAUGAAACCGCUAAUUGAUAUGACUAUGUUUACGGUAGACCACUCGAUGUCAUCAAGCCGAGGUAGCUGUAUGUACUCAAGUUGUACUCAAUAUUAAGUCCGUAGCAAAUGUAAGAGCACCGACAUUUAAAUUGGAUAAUCUGUUUUAACGAUGUUGGUCUCAUUGUACUCUUUCGUGUAAAUAUGAGUCUCAUGAAUUAGAUAUAAUCACCAACAAAGCUUUAUUAGUUUAGGUUAUCUUAGUCGUUAAUUUAACUAACAACGGGAGAGACUUAAUAGCGUAUUGUGCCUUUAUUGUCGAAAAUAUUAUCAGAAAAUGCACGAAGAACACGUCCAAAUUAAAUAAGAUUAUAAUACUUCCCCCAAUUUCCUUCUGACACUUGCAAUCAAUAUCUAUUUUUAAUGAGCAAAUCCAUGCUAUGGUAUAAUGUUAAUGUGUGAUUUCCUUGUAUAGCAAUAUUAGACUUUCAUAGAGUUAUAAUAGGUAUCAGAAUCGAAAUACAUCGACUAACAAUUAACGAAAUAUUGGUGCACUUAUCUCAGUCUUCCGUGUAUUAUCAGGACAGAGGCGUUAUGGCUAUAUUGGCGUGAAGCAAUUGACUUCAUACUAAGUUUUCUUUUAAGCAACUAGAAAGAAUUUACGUUUCCACGUCAACCAGGAACUGAUUUAUACAAUAUUGUAUGUUGUGUUUUAUAAUAUUUAUACACAAAGGUCUACACUUGUUACUUUUAUUGUAAAAUUCAAGGAUAUGGAAGAUCUCUUCCUUGGAAGUUUAAUUUGGGUAUUAGAAUGCAUUUUUACUGAAAUGCUAUAAACCAAAUGUAAUUUAUAAAAUAUGCAAGUAGUAUUAUUGAACCAAAUAACAUAAUUUCCAAGGAUGCAAUUUGUCCAAGUCCUUGAAUUUGCGCCACAUACUAAUUCGCCGAAUUUAUAGGAUAUCUGCAAAUAUUUUUAUUGUUUUAUUAAGAAACUAAUCUUGGCCUACGUUGAUUAUAUUUUUUGGAUAUUUUGUGUGAGGUGCGACGUAGUAGUACAUAUUUGAGUUUUGAUACUACAUACUUUUAUUUUUGUACGUACAUAGUAGUAAUUAACAAUUAUAUUACAUUAAAAACUAAAGAUUUGCAUAUGAUUUAAGAAAUGGUAUCAAAAAAGCAAGACUCAAUGAUCGACUGUUGUAUCCGAUUAUGCACCUUACUAUGUCAUGUUACAAUUUAUAUUAUAUAAAACUAUGUUUGAAGACUUUUUGCCAUUUCUUAAAGCAUAAGUUGCAAUCCGUGUUCGAGGUUUGAAUUUGUAUAAGUUUUUCCCACCACUCACGUUUAAGGUAUACUAAGUUAUUUGUUUCAUACUCACGUAAUGACUUGCACAGACUUUGUGAAUGUUACACAGACAUGUCGACAAUGUUACUUUAAUUAUAAUUUCAAUGUCGUUAUUUAUUUAUUCAAUAAACAUUUAUAGCAAUAUCUGAGCAAAUCUUUAUGUAUGUCAUGCCUUAUGUUAACUGAUAGUUAGGUGACCAAAGCAAUUACAUUUAACCUCCAUAUUUUUGAAAUUUGGAUUGUUUGCUCGUAACAGCUUAAAGGUUCAAUUAUUUAUAGAUAUAAUUUUCCUUAAGAUAAUUUGUAUGUAUUCUAAAGGACAUUCCAAUAAAACUUAUAUACCAAA